Hemibagrus wyckioides is the source of this 2138-nucleotide messenger RNA. Its product is annotated as amine oxidase [flavin-containing] A. NCBI's taxonomy places the organism in Eukaryota, Metazoa, Chordata, Actinopteri, Siluriformes, Bagridae. The transcript has 13 exons. The record is from RefSeq and is a predicted model, not a curated record. The coding region runs from base 1 to 1989 and encodes 662 amino acids. Gene Ontology annotation, molecular function: oxidoreductase activity.
AUGGGUUCCAUCGGCCACAGGUGUGAGGAGCAGCAGGGUGGUGGUGUGUGUGAGGAGCAGCAGGGUGGUGGUGUGUGUGAAGAGCAGCAGGGUGGUGGUGUGUGUGAAGAGCAGCAGGGUGGUGGUGUGUGUGAGGAGCAGCAGGGUGGUGGUGUGUGUGAGGAGCAGCAGGGUGGUGGUGUGUGUGAGGAGCAGCAGGGUGGUGGUGUGUGUGAAGAGCAGCAGGGUGGUGGUGUGUGUGAAGAGCAGCAGGGUGGUGGUGUGUGUGAGGAGCAGCAGGGUGGUGGUGUGUGUGAGGAGCAGCAGGGUGGUGGUGUGUGUGAGGAGCAGCAGGGUGGUGGUGUGUGUGGUGUGUGUGGUGGUGUGUGUGGUGGUGUGUGUGAGGUGUGGGAUGUGGUGGUGGUUGGAGGAGGAUUGUCGGGUCUUUGCGCCGCGCGUCGCCUGAAGGAGAGGAACGAGGAGCUCCGAGUUCUGGUGCUGGAGGCCAAAGAUCGUGUAGGAGGACGAACUCUGACUCUGAGUUUACCAGCUUCCAAUGGCCAGGACUCCUGGGACAUGGGGGGUCAGUGGGUGGCCAGCUCACAGACUCAUGUUAUGGAUCUUAUCCAGGAUCUGGGGCUGGAGGUUUACCCACAGUUCACAGAGGGGAAGAAGGUUCACCACAUGGGCGGCGCUAAUGCUAAGAUCAGCACCUACACCUCCAGCAUCCCGUCUUUCUCUCCGCUCGUCCUGCUCGACUUCGUACGCUUCCUGUGGAGGACGGAGCGUCUGUGUGUGAGUGUGUGUGUGGAGAAUCCCAUGGAGACUCCUCAGGCUCUGCAGCUGGACAGUAUGACACUGCAGUCCUACAUGGAUCAGAACAUCUGGACCACACAGUUAACAGAGGAGCUGAAGCUCUGCACACGCACCGUCUUUGGAAUGGAGCCGUCACAGCUGUCCUUCCUCUACUUCCUGAUGUACAGCACUGCAGCGGGCGGAGUCAUGAAACUGCUGGAGACCACGCCCGGGUCAGCCCAGGAGUUUAAGGUCAAGGGGGGCACUCAGCAGCUGUCGGAGCGAGUGGCAGAGCGGCUCGGGAGGGAGAACGUGCGUCUGGGAUCAGCCGUGACGGCCAUAUGGCAGGAUGAAGAGAGCGUGCAGGUGAAGACUGGCGUGAGCAAAAUCACAUGCAAAGCCGUCAUUGUUACCUGCCCCCCUCACAUGGCAGCUCAGAUUGAGUAUCAUCCUGCACUGCCUCUGGAGCGUCAGCGCCUGGCACGGUGCAUGCCUGUGGGUCACAUGACCAAGUUUAUCAUCACGUAUCCUACAGCAUUUUGGAAGGAGAAAGGUUUCUCAGGUGAGAUCGUGGCACAUCCCUCUGAAAGUUGCCCUUUUGGGGUCACCUUUGACGCUAGCAGUCCCGGCGGGAGCCCGGCGCUGGUGGGCUUCAUCUCCGGGGUUCAGGACUGUUACUGGAACAGCCGAGAGUUGGAGGACAGACGAGACGCCGUCGUUAGCAGCCUGGUGAAGUAUCUGGGACCUGGAGCAGCCUCCUACAUUCACUACGAGGAGAAAAACUGGGCUAAAGAGGAGUAUAACGGAGGAUGUCCGGUCAGUGUCAUGGUCCCCGGGAUGCUCACCUUCUACCUUCCUAGCCUCCGAAAACCGUGUGGCAGGAUCUACUGGGCAGGAACCGAGACGGCUACGCGCUGGUGUGGUUACCUCAACGGUGCGGUUCAAUCUGGCCAGCGAGCAGCUCUCGAAGUUCUGGCAGAUGUUUCUCCAGAUGUUCUGUCUGAGAGUGAACUCCAAGAAGUGAGAGCAGAUCUUACGAAGGCACGGGUGGAUUUAUCCCGGGUUUGGGAUCACACCGGAGGCUCUGCCUCUUUGUCUCGCUUCCUUGUGGGUCUGAGCGUCAUGGUGGUCACUGUGGGCGGAGCCGUGUUCCUGCUCAGGCCGAGGUGGUGCAGUAGUUGGCUCAGUUGUGUUCUGGCUGUGAUUCAGAAAUGACCAAAGUUUGGGUUUUACACAUCAGGAGAAGCUAUUCUUCUGUUCUGAGUAAAAUAUCGUUAAUCACAGUGCAGGAUUUAAAGGCAUGGAAGAUUUUCUGUACUCAUUAAUAAAUAAAAUUUAAAGGCAUAUGUGAUACUGUAUGUGUU